UAACGCUGAACAAGAAGAAGAGGGACGUUGGCCGGUGUUGGGUUUUGAUAUUUCCCACAGCACCUGACGUACACAGCAGCCAGAGUCAUCCUGCAGCUGAACUGAUCCUCCGAGACCUCAAGCUUCACUUCUCCUCACCGGGUACCUGCCACCAUCAGCCGGUCAUGGCGCUCCGGAGGUUCUUCGUGGGAGGAAACUGGAAGAUGAACGGGGACAAGGAGAGUCUGGGAGAACUGAUGACUACGCUCAACACCGCCAGCCUGCACGACCAGACCGAGGUGGUGUGUGCUGCUCCCUCCAUCUACCUGGACUUUGCUCGGUCUAACCUGGAUCCCAGAAUAGGUGUCGCAGCCCAGAACUGCUACAAGGUGGCCAAGGGAGCGUUUACAGGGGAGAUCAGUCCGGCCAUGAUAAAGGACUGUGGGGCAGAAUGGGUGGUCCUGGGACACUCUGAGCGCCGUCAUGUCUUUGGGGAAGGUGACGAGCUGAUUGGCCAGAAGGUGGCUCACGCUCUGGAGAGCGAUCUGGGUGUGAUCGCCUGCAUCGGCGAGAAGCUGGAGGAGCGGGAGGCAGGCACCACAGAAGAAGUCGUCUACGCUCAGACGCAGGUCAUUGCAGACGUGAAGGACUGGGGGAAGGUGGUGCUGGCAUAUGAACCUGUGUGGGCCAUCGGCACAGGCAAGACAGCUUCACCUGAACAGGCUCAGGAGGUCCAUGAAAAGCUGAGGGCGUGGCUCAGAGGCAACGUCUCAGAUGAAGUAGCCGACACUGUGCGCAUCAUCUAUGGAGGUCAGUGA
Micropterus salmoides (largemouth bass) is the source of this 797-nucleotide messenger RNA. RefSeq names its product triosephosphate isomerase-like. The record is from RefSeq and is a predicted model, not a curated record. The coding region runs from base 165 to 797 and encodes 210 amino acids. Gene Ontology annotation, molecular function: triose-phosphate isomerase activity. Gene Ontology annotation, biological process: glycolytic process; gluconeogenesis; glycerol catabolic process. The transcript is spliced from 6 exons. Gene Ontology annotation, cellular component: cytosol. Lineage: Eukaryota; Metazoa; Chordata; Actinopteri; Centrarchiformes; Centrarchidae.